AUGAAACAAGAAACUUUAUUAUGUACUAUUGGUGUUGCUGAUCUUUAUACAAUGAUUUCACAAGUCGAAGGUGUAUUAUUAUUAAAAAGAAUGUUAGAUUAUUUUAAUUUAAAACAAAUAAAAGCAGAAGCAAUGGGUUCCCGUUUACCAUUGACUAUUGCCAACUGUUAUAUGUAUUUCUUUGAACAAAAUAUUAUUAAACAAAUAAAUAACAGUUUUGGCAUUUAUGUUCGUUAUAUUGAUGAUAUUUUUAUGGCUAUCAAUUGGCCUAAUCGUCGUUUAAUUAAACAAGUGGAGCGAUGA
This is a messenger RNA of Rotaria sp. Silwood1, 303 nucleotides long. NCBI's taxonomy places the organism in Eukaryota, Metazoa, Rotifera, Eurotatoria, Philodinida, Philodinidae. The record is from the annotation of a GenBank genome assembly.